AUGCCCCUGAAAGUUAAGAUCGUCAAACUGAUGGGUCAAAGGGAGGAAACAAGUGGGCUUAAUGCCCAAGCGGCUGACGAUGCUCAGCCAGCUGCUGCCUGGGGAAGAAAACCUGGCUUCGGAAGCCCAGUCUCUGCCAGCUUCAGAAGAGCAGCCAGGGUGGAAACAGAAAAUAAGGAGAAUACUCCUGCUAAUGAGAAAACUGGCAAUUAUUAUAAAGAUAUAAAACAAUAUGUGUUUACAACACAAAAUCCAAAUGGCACACAGUCUGAAAUAUCUGUGAGAGCAACAACUGGCCUGAAUUUUUCUCUAAGAAACUGGAACCCUGCCUGGAGCUGUGUCAACUCUGAUAAACUCGUCAGUGAAACGAGGACAUUAUCACCUCCUGAAACAGUCAGCAAUGAAGAAGAAAAACCAACCAAGACUCCAAAUGAGCCUGCAUUUUGGACAAUGUUAGCUAAAGCUAUAAAUGUAACCGCCAAUGAGGACAACCAACAAGAUCAGUUUUUUCACCCAAUUCCAAACUCUGAUGUGAAUGCUACAGAUAAAGACAACCUGGCAGAACUACAGGAAGCCAAAUUAAAGUUAAUGCUGGGCAUCUCGUUGAUGACCCUCUUCCUUUUUGUCAUCCUCUUGGCAAUCUGUGGUGCCGUGCUGUACAAAAUGACGACAACGAAAUAUGAAAAAAUUUGUCAGAGUGGUGUAUACUCUGUUAACCCAGAGCUGGCAACUCUUUCUUACUUUCAUCCAUCAGAAGGCGUAUCAGACACAUCUUUUUCUAAGAUUGCUGAGAGUAGCACAUUUUGGGGCACCACUUCUUCAAAAUUAAGGAAAUCAGACACAAGGUCAAAAUCUAGGACAACGGACAUGGUUUCCACAGGCUCAGAUGAGACAGGCAUGAAUGAUGAGUAG
This is a messenger RNA of Kogia breviceps (pygmy sperm whale), 912 nucleotides long. Lineage: Eukaryota; Metazoa; Chordata; Mammalia; Artiodactyla; Physeteridae. The record is from RefSeq and is a predicted model, not a curated record.